Molecule: messenger RNA, 1624 nt
Organism: Sinocyclocheilus grahami
Lineage: Eukaryota; Metazoa; Chordata; Actinopteri; Cypriniformes; Cyprinidae
Product: transmembrane gamma-carboxyglutamic acid protein 2-like
Exons: 8
Coding region: 589-1305 (238 amino acids)
Cellular component (GO): plasma membrane; extracellular region
Molecular function (GO): calcium ion binding
Source: RefSeq, a predicted model, not a curated record
UCAGAUAAGAGAACUACCCUGCGCUUUACAAGCAAUUGCUGCUAAAUGAUUCCCACAUGUGAGAUAGGGAACAUUUUCAAUCGCUGGGAGGGAAUCGACAGCACGGAGAGAUUCUGAAUUUGAAAUAUUAGCAGCAUGGCGUCGUUUUCUCACAAAAUUUGAGUGUGGUAACAUUGUGAACGCACUGACAGAUUCCUCACGUUUUAACGCGAUAAUAUAAGACCAAUAUCACGUCUAUAUGACUGACUUUCGUUACUUAAAAGCUGUUGUCAGGUCGGCUCUUGCUAAUAAGGAAAGGGCCCCAUUCAUAACUAUCUUUGAAAAGGAAGGUUGAUCCAAUCAAGGCGCACUGGCGCAGUUGAAACCGGAAGCUGUGGAAGAUACACUGUGGAGCGUUGUUUGUUUUAAAUGACAGAUGAUGAAUGACAUUUUUGAACAUUAAACAGAUAUAUACAGCACUUAUAUGCAGCACUGAAACUUACAGAUACUAAUGGGUUUUCGUAAUGGGGUCGAUUAAAGCACCUUUGUUUAUUGCUGUGUUCAGGUAAUUCACCGAAACUCCGUCACAUCCCACUGCCACUCCUACAAAUGCUCACGGCUGUGAACUAUGUUGUCAAACUGGUAUGUCUCGUACCUGAUGAGUUAAGAUGUCGCAGUGAAUGCGAACACAGUUUCCUUCUACGGAGCACAAAAAAGUGUCAAGGUACAAUGCUGGGGUUUCCAGCGAUAUGUUUCUGCUUGAUAUCUCUGCUCCAUCUUGUUUGGGGCAGAGUGAUCUACAAUAGAAAUGAUGUGUUCCUAGAAGAAAAGUCAGCAGGUUCGUUUCUCUCCCGUAAACUGUUGUAUAACAGUUGGGAUUUUGAGUUACUGGUGCCUGACAAUCUACAGAGAGAAUGCAUGGAGGAAAUAUGCUCAUAUGAAGAGGCCAGAGAGGUGUUUGAAGAUGACACACAGACGGCCAAGUUUUGGGAAGGCUAUGUCAACAGUCAUGAGUCUUCACCCCCAGUUGAUGUGUCUGGUUUGGUAGCUGGUGUUGUGGCUAUUGUAAUAACAGCGAUUAUAGCCACUGUGUUGGGCAUUUAUUGCUACAAGAACAGAGGCAAAAAUUCAAGAGGGGCCAGUGUUCCUGUGCGUAUGGGUGUGGAUGGGCAGCCAAUACCAGAGUCUGUGCCCUUGGCUAACAGGGCUCCAGGUCUCCCCUCAUACAAUGAGGCUCUGACCCACAGCGGCCAGCAUGAUGCACCUCCACCGCCGUACUCUGGGGGAAGUCCACCCGAGCCACCACAAACUCAAGAAGAGGAAUGACAAAGACAUGAUGUUGUUGUUGUUGUUGUUGUUGUUUUUAAAUGGGGGAGGGGAGAGGGGUGAUACAGGGUUUUACUGGUGAAAAAGUGCAGCUUCAGUCAGUAGAUAAUUUAUUAUACUUAUGCCACAUGUUCAGCAGUUAACCCUAUUUUAUUCUUUAGAAUUAUUUUGCUACUAUCAUCAUGGAACACAGUUUCGGUGUGAAUGCUGUCAAUAUUUUAAUGAAUCAGAUUUGUUCAUUUUUUUUUUUAAAGAGUUUUAUCAAAUGGAAUUUAAUUUUCGUUAUUAAUAAAAUAAAUCAAAUGUAGCCAAACUUGAA